Tetranychus urticae (two-spotted spider mite) is the source of this 2863-nucleotide messenger RNA. RefSeq names its product Phosphorylated CTD-interacting factor 1 (gene Pcif1). The record is from RefSeq and is a predicted model, not a curated record. NCBI's taxonomy places the organism in Eukaryota, Metazoa, Arthropoda, Arachnida, Trombidiformes, Tetranychidae. Gene Ontology annotation, molecular function: mRNA (2'-O-methyladenosine-N6-)-methyltransferase activity; RNA polymerase II C-terminal domain binding. Gene Ontology annotation, cellular component: nucleus.
AUCCGCGGUUAUUAUUCUGUACACCAUUUUGUGUUUUGUUCAAUUUCACAUUAUUUGUGGGAUUUGACAAAUCUGAUUUUAUUAAUUCAUCUUUUAUUUAAUUCUUGAUGUUGUUAACAUCAUGAAAUGUUUACCUGUGUCAUUGUUAUUCGUGUGAAUCAAAACAAAAGGAAUAAUUUUAUUUAAUUUUUUAUGUCUGUUGUAAAUUUCCUCGACACAUAAAACCCCUUCUUACUUUUACUGAAUAUGUCAACAGAGCCAUCAGCAGCACGAAUUGAUUUACUUAAAGAUGACAAGAAUGAUGCUGUGAAUAAAAUUAAUAAUAAUUUUCAAUCAACUGCUGGUUUACCUGGAAAAGAACCAGGUACACCAACAGCAACGCCUCAAAAUGGAUGCAAUAAUAAUAAUAACAAUAACACCAGUAGUUUAACCAUCAACAUAAAUGCCGCCAAUAAUAAUAACAAUGCCAAUAUCAAUAUGCUUUCUCCUGAGGCUUCAUCAACUUCAUCAUCAACACAUGAUCCUACUCACGAUUUACCUCCAGCUUUAUUUCAGCAAGGUUGGAGGGUGGUUUGGUCAAAGCGCGAACAACGGCCCUAUUACUUUAAUAAGACUACCAAUGAAUCUCUCUGGGAAAUGCCUCCAUUGACCGGAGAAGGAGGUGAUUAUGACCCAUUAACCGAUCCAUUGGGAAUUUCAGCCCCUGAACAAAAUCAUAAACCUCUUAGGAUAGGUGAAAAAAGGUCAUCAUCGUCAUCAUCGGACGAUCCAUAUAGUGGUACUCACAAAAAAUUCAUUUUAAGUGGACCAUGGGAUUUGGAAGUUACCUCAAAUGUUAUCAUCUGGGAGCGGGCUCCUGUUAUAGUACCACAUCCACAUCCUGAUAUUGAAAUUCUUCGUCUCAAUUAUCUUAUGAAACUCCGUUCACAAUACCAAGAGAUGUGCCAUACUCGAGAAAAUAUCGACGCACCUCGUGAAUCUUUUAACCGAUGGUUGAUUGAAAGAAAAACUAUCGACAAAGGCGCUGACCCUGUGUUACCCAGUAAUUGUGUACCUGAGAUAUCUAGAUCAUUGUACAAUGAAAUAAUAACUGAUAUACCCAUUCGCUUAACUCGACCUAAGUUUGGUGCAGAAGCCAGAAAACAACUUUCGCGGUAUGCUGAAGCAGCAAAAAAGAUGAUUGAAUCUCGUAAUGCAAGUCCAGAGAGCCGAAGAAUCGUCAAAUGGAGUGUUGAAGAAGCUUUCCAAUGGAUUAGGAAAACUUUGAAUGCUACAUUUGAAGACUAUGAAGAACGCCUUAAGCACCUAAGAACCCAGUGUCAACCUCACUUAACUGAAGCUGCAAAAUCUUCUGUGGAAGGCAUUUGUUCCAAACUCUAUCAUCUGUCAUGUAGCUAUGUAAAGAAAAUUAAUGAGGCCGAAAAAGAAAUUCUCAAGAAAGAUGAGAUUCCUGAAAUAACGGCACCGUUAAGACCACCUAAACCCAAGAAAGUCUAUUGUUAUUCAUUACAAUUGGCUUAUCGAUGUCCAAAGUAUCCUCCAAUUCAAUAUCAUCCUGAAAAGGAUUUCGUUCUUGUAAAGUACAAAACUGAAACUUUGCGCUUAAAACCUCUGUUUCUACAAAAAAUGGAGCAUCUAUACCGUUACAACUGUUACGAUGAUAAAAAGUUUGAUAUUUUUUUACCACGACUCUUCUGUCUCCUCAAACGAUACCAAGUAUUUUUGGGUAACCCUCAAGGAGAAGGAGUUUUUACCCAAGUAUCGCUACCCAAAACCGUUUUUGCUUGUCUAAAUCGUUUGUUUGGUGUCACCUUUGAAUGUUUCGCAUCACCUCUCAACUGCUAUUUUCGGCAAUAUUGUUCUGCUUAUGGGGACGUUGAUGGUUUCUUUGGAUCUCGAGGAUCCAUGUUGAAUUUCUUUCCAAUUGGUGGAUCAUUUCAAGCAUUUCCACCCUACAGUGACCAAUUAAUGGAAGCAAUAUUUGACCAUUUCGAGAGACUUUUAGCGAAUACUUCGGAUCCUCUUUCUUUUAUAAUCUUCAUACCUGAGUACAAAGAAAAUCCAAUCAGCUGCCUUUACAAAAUCGAACUGAGUGUUUUCAAAAGAGCCCAAAUCACUAUCUCAGCCAAUGAUUAUGAACUGCGAAACGGUUAUCAACACAUAUGCGAACCAAACCAACUUCAUUUUAAACCGAAUGUACCGAUGAUGGUCAUUUUCUUGCAAAAUGAACCUGGAUUUACUAGAUGGGGACCCAACUCACAGAAACUCGAAGAAUUGACCAACUCAUUUAAAAUGGCCAAAGAAAGCUCAAAAGAUAAAGAUAUUGGUUUAUUAUCACCUCCUCCAACACCUGGGCCAGGCGUUUCAACCUCAACUGAAAGUUCAUCCAAAGAUUCGACGGUUAAAGAAGCUGGCCCACAACCAAUAACUGAUGUAACCUAAUUCUUGUGCAAAUUGACCAACCCUAACUCUAACUAGAACCAUUUUUGUUCUAUUUUAUUCUGACUUUCUUCCAUCAGAUUAUCUUCGUUUGUUACGAUUGAUGAUCUGCUUUGAUUGUCUCAAUGAUUCCUUCAAAAUCAUUUUUGUUUUCUAAACCUUACCAACUAUUUACGGUGGAUUGUACAUUGCAAUGAACAUUUUACUCAAAAUCUUAAAAGUCAUGGAGAUCAUACCAUAUUUGCAUCAAAAUUCAACAAAAAAAAUAUUAAGUUUUUAUGUGAUCAUAAAUGAGUUCAUCUGUAUCUAGUGCGAAAACUAACAAAAGACGUUGUCUCGGUUGUUUUAACUUCCUUUAUUAUCAACCCAAACUUCAUUCAAAAUUGUCAUCGUCCAUUAUAUAUACAUAUACUUUAAAACGUCA